Anopheles cruzii is the source of this 1089-nucleotide messenger RNA. RefSeq names its product 39S ribosomal protein L3, mitochondrial-like. Gene Ontology annotation, biological process: translation. The transcript has 3 exons. Gene Ontology annotation, cellular component: ribosome; mitochondrial large ribosomal subunit. Gene Ontology annotation, molecular function: structural constituent of ribosome. Lineage: Eukaryota; Metazoa; Arthropoda; Insecta; Diptera; Culicidae. The record is from RefSeq and is a predicted model, not a curated record. The coding region runs from base 1 to 1089 and encodes 362 amino acids.
AUGAUAUCCUCUGUGUGCUCCUUGACGCGGCCGCUGUUUCCGAACGGCCGGAACGCCAUUAAUCCGGUGCGGUUGAAAAACUACCUCAACCGACCGCGACUCCGGAAUCCCGCUUGGUUCGUCAAGAAACUGCGUACGGUGCACAAUGAACAUCUCACCAAAGAUAACAGUGCGUUCGUGGACGAGGUCAAACUGGCAGCCACGAAGCACCGGACCCUGCUACAACUAUCCUUGGACGGCCAACAGGAAGGUACCGCGGUCCAAUGGAACCCAGCUCUGAGGCGUACCGGAGUAAUUGCAAAGAAGAUCGGUCAGUAUCCACUGUGGACGCGUGACGGGAGCAAAAUCCGCACCACCUUGCUGCAGAUUAUCGACAACGAGGUGGUAAAGUACAUCCCGCCGGAACAGUACCGACCGGCGCAGGAGCGUCGGAACUGGCGUGAACCGUACGGUUGUCUGCUGGUCGGCGCGGAAAGUGCCGAUUUGUCGCUGCUCACGAAGGAGUACUCCGGCCUGUUCCGCCACUCGGGAGUGUUGCCGAAGAAGCACCUCUGUCGGUUCAUCGUUUCACCGGAGGCACAGUUACUACCCGGAACGGCACUGACGGUGGAUCACUUCCACGUCGGCCAGUACGUGGACGUGCGGGGCAAAACGGUCGACCGGGGAUUUCAGGGUGUCUGCAAGCGCUGGGCCUUCAGCGGGAUGCCCAAGUCGCACGGUGUCACGAAGACGCACCGCCGGCCGGGCAACAUUGGGGCCGGUGGCGAAAAGGCCCGUGUCUGGCCGGGCACUAGCAUGCCGGGCCACAUGGGAAACCGGUGGCGGGUGCUGCGCGGACUGCAGAUACUUCGCAUCAACCGCCGGCACAAUGUAAUGUGGGUCCGCGGCAGUAACAUCGCCGGCAGCACCAACGGUCUCGUCUAUGUGUACGACACGAUCCUGCCACUGCGCCAGCACGGCGCUAAGCGAGGUCCGGCCGGGGAGCCACCGUUUCCGACUGCACGACCGACUGUCAAUUCGGACGAGGAAGAAGUUUGGCUCGAUGAACUCCAAGAUUUUGGCCAACUUUCCAUCACGUACGUGAAGUGA